Molecule: messenger RNA, 516 nt
Organism: Aspergillus calidoustus
Lineage: Eukaryota; Fungi; Ascomycota; Eurotiomycetes; Eurotiales; Aspergillaceae
Source: the annotation of a GenBank genome assembly
AUGGCACCGCUAACACCCGACCGGGUGAUGGAAGGCAGGCCGUUUGCCGCACGAGACAGUCGUCUUUUCAAACUCCCAUUGGAAAUAUUGUCAACAAUCGUCUGCUUCCUCGACGGGGAUAAACAGUCGUUAGCCUCGCUUGCCCUGGUGAACUCGGACUGCCGCCAGCUGGCACGCUCCUGCCAGUUUCAGACUAUCGUCUUCGACUCUAGUCCCAGUUCUACUCAUCUCCUUGGGAUUCUCAUCUACGAAGCUGCUGAGCGGCCACGAUCUCCGAACCGCCUCACGGAGCGGUUAUCACUUGGUGCAUGCAUCCGCUGCGUCAAGACAAAUUCAAACUACUAUAGAGACCAAAUUCGUUCAUUGAGAACGAAUACUCGGUUACGUAACGAAGAAGCUCGUGACCAAGAAGCUCAAGAAGAGGUCGAUAGGAUCGAAGGCGACUAUGGAGAAAGAAAGCUCGGGAGAUGUCCGUCUGCAGGACACGCACCUACGAACCUGGAUUGGCAUUCGUGA